GGGAGGAAUGAGUCGAAAGGAGAGAAGGCCAUCUGUAGGAGGAUGGGGAGAGGGAGCCAGCGACACUGGGCGGGGGAGGCAAGAAGAGAAGGCAGCUCCGGCCUCUAGACUGGCCCCCGUUGGGUGGGCGGGCAGAAGGUGGGGCUCGUGAGGGUGCCGCCUCUCCUCUUUCCCGGAGCCAGAGAAAAGAGGGAGGAAAACUUCUUCCUGCCCAGGGCCCCUGGGUUCCUUCUUUUCUGUCUGCCCACUGCACCCGGGCCGUGUCUGGGUGCCAGGCUCCUUCCCCCCCAUCCCCACCCCAGUGCCCGCCAUGGCUAAAGCCUACGACCACCUCUUCAAAUUGCUGCUGAUUGGGGACUCGGGGGUGGGCAAGACUUGUCUGAUCAUUCGAUUUGCGGAGGACAACUUCAACAGCACUUACAUCUCCACCAUUGGGAUUGACUUCAAGAUCAGAACUGUGGACAUUGAGGGCAAGAAGAUAAAACUUCAAGUCUGGGACACAGCAGGACAAGAGAGAUUCAAGACCAUCACAACUGCCUACUACCGUGGGGCCAUGGGUAUUAUUCUUGUCUAUGACAUCACAGAUGAGAAAUCCUUUGAGAACAUUCAGAACUGGAUGAAGAGUAUCAAGGAGAAUGCCUCAGCAGGGGUGGAGCGUCUUCUGUUGGGAAAUAAGUGUGACAUGGAAGUGAAGAGGAAGGUGCAGAAGGAACAGGCAGAGAAGCUUGCCCGAGAACAUGGAAUCCGAUUCUUUGAGACAAGUGCUAAAUCAAGUCUAAAUGUGGAUGAGGCCUUCAAUUCUCUAGCCAGGGAUAUAUUGCUCAAGUCCGGUCGGAGAUCAGGCAACAGCAACAAGGCCCCCCCAACUACUGAUCUGAAGAUCUGUGAGAAGAAGAGUGGCACCAAGUGCUCCUUGGGUUAAUAGCUGCUGAUGACCCCAGUCCAAGACCCAUCCUCCCAGCCCCUGGCCCAGAGGCUGGACCUGCUGGAUUUCAGGGAGAGGGAGAGAAAAGGAGGGGAAAAAAGAAGAGGAAUUAUUUAGGGGACCUAGAGAAUUAGGAGGGGCAGGAGGGGGAAACAGAGAGAGAGAAAGUGGGGGAGGGGAAAGGGAGAGAGAGAGAGAGAGAGAGAGAGAGAGAGAGAGAGAGAGAGAGAGAGAGAGAGAGGAGAGAGAGAGAGAAGAGGGAGUGAGAGAUGGAGAAGGAAGAAAAAGAAAUGAGAAAAGUAAUUGAGAAACAGGGGAAUGGAAGAAAAGAGAUAGUGAGAUGAGGGAGCAAAGGAAGUAUGAGAGGGGAAUGGGGAAAGUGAAAUGAAGAGACAUUUCCCCUCCUGAUUCCUUCCUCUUCCUCUCCUCCAACUCUCCAGCACAAACACUACGUGUAUAUGUCUAACUUUCCUUCCGUUACUGGGUCAUCCCCUGGGGUCUGGGUGGGGUAGGGAGCUCAGCUGGCUUAGCUCUGUCCCCCCCCCCUCCAUACUCCCUCUCCCCAAACGGGGAGUGGAGACUCUGUUUUGUCACUCUAAAUCUGAAAGGUCUUUUUUAGUAUUAAAGACCAACAUUUGCACAAA
Molecule: messenger RNA, 1569 nt
Organism: Monodelphis domestica (gray short-tailed opossum)
Lineage: Eukaryota; Metazoa; Chordata; Mammalia; Didelphimorphia; Didelphidae
Gene: RAB13
Product: RAB13, member RAS oncogene family
Molecular function (GO): GTPase activity; GTP binding
Source: RefSeq, a predicted model, not a curated record